AUGGAUUACGAAGAAGAUAGUUCCCUCAAGCCAGAUGCUACCUUUACAAACUCUAGACCAAAAUGGGUUGAUGAUAGUAAUGUUACAUGUUGCUCUAAAUGUAAAUCACAGUUUACCCUUUUAAAUAGAAGACAUCACUGUCGUAGAUGUGGUUUAGUGUUCUGUCAAAAAUGCUCAAGCAAUACUGCCAAGAUCCCUCAAUUAAAUUAUAACUUUGUACCCGUUAGAGUAUGCGAUGGGUGUUAUCAAGAAGUAGAAAUGGUUAGCCAAGCUAUUUUAGGUUAUAUUGGAGCUAUCAUUGCUUCUGUCUUUUUUGGUUCAAAUUAUGUACCUGUAAAGAACUUUCCAACAGGAAAUGGUAUUGCAUUUGCAUGGGUAAUGUCAGUUGGUACGUUGUGUACUGCGUACGUGGCAAUGUUUAUUUCAGGAUCAUAUAUAUUUGAUCCAUGGGGAUUGUUGGGAGGAUCGUUAUGGAGUGUUGGUAAUUUGUGCGUCAUUCCAAUCGUCAAGACUAUUGGAUUGGGUCUUGGUUUGUUGUUGUGGAGUUGUACUUCAUUGGUGACUGGUUUCUUGAUUGGCAAGUUUGGUGCUUUUGGACUUGACAAGCAAUCAGUUGCACAUCCAGUCCUCAACUGGCUCGGAUUUUCCGCCAUCGUCGUUGCCAUUCUCUUUUUCUUUUUCAUCAAGCCAACAUUGAACAAGGAGGAGCCAACCACACCAUCUAAAAAGCGUCUUAGCCAACGUUACGAAUACUCACCCAUCGUCGACGAACAACAAAUCAGCAUCAACUCGACUGAAAACAGCGCACCUGUCGAGGGACAGAUGAUCUUUGAAAAGAUCCCCGAGCCAUACAACAAGAUCUUUGGUGUCAUGUUGUCUGUCUUUUCAGGCGUUCUCUACGGUGUCAACAUGGUCCCCAUGCAACUUUGGAAGCAACAACAACCAAGCGAUGUCAACCCACUCUCCUUUAUCUUUUGUCAUUUCUCUGGCAUCUUUUUGUUCAACACUGCCGUCUUUUUUGUCUACUCGAUCAUCAAACGUCCACCACAAGUCUUCCCACAAACCAUGCUUCCAUCAUUCAUCAGUGGUGUAUUGUGGGGUGUCGCCAAUUGUGGUCUCAUGGUUGCUACUCAAAUUCUCGGCUACACUAUUGGUUUCCCAAUCGGUUCGUCUGGACCAAUGGUCGUCUCUAGUUUGUGGAGUGUCCUCUUGUUCAAGGAAAUCCAAGGUACCAAGAAUCUCUUGAUUCUUCUCAUCUCUUUUAUUUUCUUGGGUGCUGGUAUUACUUGUCUUUCUCUUAGUUCUUAA
This is a messenger RNA of Cavenderia fasciculata, 1308 nucleotides long. RefSeq lists its product as uncharacterized. Gene Ontology annotation, biological process: carbohydrate transmembrane transport. The transcript has 5 exons. The record is from RefSeq and is a predicted model, not a curated record. The coding region runs from base 1 to 1308 and encodes 435 amino acids. NCBI's taxonomy places the organism in Eukaryota, Evosea, Eumycetozoa, Acytosteliales, Cavenderiaceae. Gene Ontology annotation, molecular function: carbohydrate transmembrane transporter activity; metal ion binding. Gene Ontology annotation, cellular component: membrane.